AUGAGGACAAGGUCAUCUAAUAACGCGACGGCAAACGGUCGUCUGAUGUCCUUCGAUUGUCUGUCUGCCCUGAAAGCAUCACAUCGCUCCAAGCAUACAACAUCCGAACCUGGAGGAAUCAAGACCCUAUUCUCGGCAGUCAACCUGGAGGAUUCUUGGCGUCGGCCUACGGCGAUUCCCCCGCUCGCUACCAAUUCUUACUUUGUAGCCCACCAGCAGGGAGGCGGCGGCCCGGACAGCUUUGGGCACUGUUUGGUACUGAUUGGACCAAGUCUAAAGUCCGGGACCAGCGGCAUAUUGGCCCUGUCGCUUCCUAGCCACCCCCCAGAAGCUCUGCUGAUCAACGACGUCAGCUAG
Molecule: messenger RNA, 357 nt
Organism: Colletotrichum costaricense
Lineage: Eukaryota; Fungi; Ascomycota; Sordariomycetes; Glomerellales; Glomerellaceae
Exons: 1
Coding region: 1-357 (118 amino acids)
Source: RefSeq, a predicted model, not a curated record